Molecule: messenger RNA, 3639 nt
Organism: Eublepharis macularius
Lineage: Eukaryota; Metazoa; Chordata; Lepidosauria; Squamata; Eublepharidae
Gene: STRADB
Product: STE20 related adaptor beta
Exons: 12
Coding region: 328-1608 (426 amino acids)
Biological process (GO): protein phosphorylation
Molecular function (GO): protein kinase activity; ATP binding; protein serine/threonine kinase activator activity
Source: RefSeq, a predicted model, not a curated record
GGCUCGGCUGGCGCCCGUGAGGGGAGGCGCCUCAGGCUGCGGGGCCGGAGCCGCUUCGUGGCCGCCGCCGGAGGAAGACGCCGCCCCGGCCCGCCUCUCCGCCCGCCCGCCCGCCCGCCCGCGGCCGCCCCGGUGAGGAGCAAGAGGGGCCGGCGGGCCUGAGGGGAGCCCCUCGCCCCGUCCCGUCCCGUCCGCAGAAGUUUGGGCUGGGCCGACGCAGCCGCCAGGAACUCCUCGGCCCUUUCGACGGCGGGGCUUGGAAGCAGGGUUGCCAGCUCCAGGUCGGGGAAUUCCUGGAGGUUUAGGUGUCAGAGUAAAUGGGUUUGCAUGACAUUUCCCACAAACUCAGGCAGUUCCAUGUCUUGCUUGGACUGUUCCUGUAUUCUACGGACACGAGUUGAAUCCAUCGGAGCAGAAAAGCACUCGGAGGACAGCAGCAGUCAAGGCUUGACUGAUGAAUCGGCUGUAUUCUGGAGCCCGUCAUCUCAGAGAGGAGAUGAACGAAUAUCAUGGUCUGCUGAUGUAUCCCAUUACGAUCUCCAGGUGGAAAUAGGAAGGGGAUGCAACAACUUGACUUCGAUCUUCCUCGCCCGUCACCUCCCUACAGGGACACUGGUGGCCGUAAGGAUUACAGACCUGGAAAGAUGUUCUGAAGAGCACUUGAAAGCUUUGCAAAAUGAGGUCCUGUUAUCCCAUGCCUUUCGGCAUCCCAAUAUCAUGGCUCUGUGGGCGGUGUUCACGGCUGGAAGUUGGCUUUGGGUCAUUUCUCCUUUCAUGGCCUAUAGUUCAGCCAGUCAUCUGCUGAGGACUUAUUUCCCUGACGGCAUGAGCGAAGCCCUGAUAGGAAACAUCCUGUUUGGGGCCAUUAGUGGAUUAAACUACAUGCACCAGCAUGGCUAUAUUCACAGAAGUAUUAAAGCUAGCCACAUACUGAUUUCAGGGGAUGGCCUAGUUUAUCUGUCUGGCUUAAACCACCUUUACAGUUUAGUCAACAGUGGACAAAGGUUAAAAGCCGUAUAUGACUUCCCCCAGUUGAGUGCUUCAGUGCUACCUUGGCUGAGUCCUGAACUGCUGAGGCAGGAUAUAUAUGGAUAUAAUGUGAAGUCAGACAUAUAUAGUGUGGGGAUUACAGCAUGUGAACUAGCUAAUGGGCGCGUACCCUUUCAGGAUAUGCCUCGCACACAGAUGCUGCUGCAGAAACUUAAAGGUCCACCUUACUGUCCGUGGGGUCUAAAUUCUUUUCCACGUGGUGAAUCCAGAAUAAAAAAUUCCCGGUCGGGGAUUGACUCUGGAAUUGGUGAGAGCGUGACCCACCCAGCGACCGGCGAGAGGCUGCAGGCGCCGCCCAGAGCCCUUUCCCCUGCUUUCCAUCACUUGGUAGAGCUUUGCUUGCAGCAGGACCCUGAGAAAAGGCCUUCAGCAAGAGGUCUUCUGUCACACGCUUUUUUCAAGCAGGUCAAAGAACAAAGCAAAGGUUCGUUGCUUUCACUGUUGUCUCCUGCUAUCCAGCACACCCAGUCACAAAUACCAGCCGUACAUUCGUCAGCCAUCUGGAGUAAGUCUAAAUGUAUUUUGACUGAUGAGAGAGAGAGAUACUGGGAAUUCUAGAAUGGUUUAAGUCCCACUUCUGGCAUAUAUCUCCUGGAAAAAUGUGAUUUCUUUGCUGCUUUUCUUUUUAAAGGUUAAAAUAUAAAUAUCAGCAGUAUACUUGAAAACAUUCUAAAAAAAUGUACACGUCGUACUAUAAGGAUAAAUUGGAUUAUUCUUCCAAAGUGGUACUGUGAGAGUGCAAUUUCUUUCAUUGUUUAGUGGGCAGAAGUGCCUGCGCUCCCAACCGUUGCCUUUUCCCUCUUGUGGACUCCAGCGCAAUGACGCAUCCUUCAUGCUGGACCUUAGCUUACUAUAGUACUGAGAACAUGUCUGCAUUAUUUCCAGAGAUGCUGACAAAUCUUCAUUCCUUAAGCUCUGAGUACAAGCUCCGGGAGCUCAAAAAGCCCGUUGAGGUGAGCCUCACAGCUGUUGCAUUCUUCUUUGGCUUGGAUGGUAAAUCGGAGCUGGAGAAGGAUUCUCCCUUCUCUCUUCUGCCCCAUGCUACCAUAUCUGACCCAUUGAUGUAGAGCAAUCCCAUCAUGAUGAGAGCCAGCAGAAAGGAAUGAAAAUACUUCCAAUAUAUGUUCCCCCCCCCCUUCUGUCUCUACCCCACACCAUGUAUUCUGGGAUAGCCUAGAACGCCUGGUUGUUAAUGCCAGGUUCCCAGAUCAUACUUGGGGAGGAGGCAAAGGAAGUGCCUCCGAGUCACUCUGGCAACAUGGUUCCUAGAAUACCUGCUUGUUAACAGCAAGUAUUCUCAGAACUACAGUUCCUAAAACUGGAGAUGGGGGUGGGGAGGGGGAUGCAGAUGUUGCAAAUAUUUCCUGUCCUCUGUGCUGCUCCAUCUUGCUGUCCUGUUAUUCCCCAUCACAAUAUGGAAGGGGUGCCUAGAACCUCUUGGUCCUCUAGGACAUCACUGGGUGAACCGUGUGUUCCCAGCUCUUUGAGAGCUUAAAUUUCACCGCUAAGAAUCAGAAAGUUAAUUUUAUUCUUUAAAAAGCCCAGCUUGUGCGAGGUGUGGGGAGCUCACGUAGGUUCGGAAACUGCUGGCCUUAAUCGUGCUUUGAGUCUUAGUCAGAUUUUUUUCUCAUACAGUAAUAUCCAUAGUCAAGUCACCAUAUACACAACUAUUUUCUUUCAUGCCUCUUCUUAUUUACAAAAAGUGGUAAUGUGAGAGCAUCUGUCAGUUUUGAAGGCUUUUUUGCCAUCUGUAUUCUAACAGUUGCUGAAGUAGCUAUCACUGUGCCCUGAAAAUAGCUGUGAUUUGUUUUAAUGCAAGGUAUUAGCCCUCUUCACAAAAUCUAACCAAGGCAAAAUAAUUUCAUUUGUUACACAGUUGCAAAAACAAGAACCUGAAAUUACUUGAUUAUAUUCUUUAAAACUUUACUGGUCAAAACUCACACCUAGCUGGUCUUGAAGUAGGGAGUAUGUUGAACUGCAGAGUCUGUAGGACUUGUGUGUAUGGAAAGGAAACUGAAUAAAGAUGCAAGAAUGCCUCUUGAGCCACACAAACAGGCCAUCCUCUAAAACGCGCAACAGCACGUGGCUGUUAGACGCACCCUGCUCCACACACGUCCGAGAAGGCAGGAGGUCCAUACGGAAGGAGGAGCUUCGCCUUUCUGCCUCUGACUUUUUUGAUGUCCCUUUUGUUGAGAAGACGAGCCUCAAGAACAAAUAAGCAGCCACAGUGCAAGGCAGUGGAUUGCUCUCUGUUGUUCUUAUUUUAGUACUGUGAGUGACUGAAUAAAAUGGCUGUAACCAAAAUUUAUUGCUCUCGGUAUGGCAUAGGGAUUCAGAGGAGAGGCUUUUAAUACCACGAGGUAUUUACAAUUAUAUUUUAUUAUUGUAUAUUCUAUUUAAUCAUUGAAAAGAUCGUUAGCUUGAUUUUAUUUUGUGUAGCCGUUCAGAGUGUAAUCUUACGAAUUAUAUCAGAUAUGUGAUGCAAUAAAUAUCGCAUUAUUUUGACUAGGAAACUACUGAAAUAAAGUUGUGCAUUACCAAUCUCACUCCUACACGUGUAACUGGAAUAAAACGCACCCCUUAUUUAAA